GCGCGUCGUGUUAAAUCCUCUUACAGGGCGACCAAAAGAGUUUCAGUCUGUAAUAUUAAAGUAAUUACUGUGUGUACGUUUACUUCAGUUUUAUUCGCUUACAAAACAUCCUACAGUACGGAUUGAGAAUGGCGUCAGUGUUAGACGCGCUGUGGGAGGACAGAGACGUGAGGUUUGACAUCACUGCACAGCAGAUGAAAACUAGACCAGGUGAAGUGCUCAUUGACUGCCUGGAUUCAAUCGAGGACACGAAGGGAAAUAACGGGGAUAGAGGAAGACUACUAGUGACCAAUUUAAGAAUGGUCUGGCAUUCAUUGGCACUGCCAAGAGUCAACUUGUCAGUGGGAUACAACUGCAUUAUUAAUAUCACCACACGGACAGCAAAUUCGAAACUGCGAGGUCAGACUGAGGCACUUUACAUAUUGACCAAAUCUAAUAACACUAGAUUUGAGUUCAUCUUCACGAAUGUGGUUCCAGGAAGUCCGAGACUGUUUACAUCUGUCAUUGCUGUUCACAGGGCUUAUGAGACCUCCAAAAUGUAUCGGGAUCUCAAACUAAGAGGAGCUCUCAUUCAGAAUAAACAGCUGAGACUUUUGCCACAGGAGCAAGUUUAUGACAAAAUUAAUGGAGUCUGGAACUUGUCUAGUGAUCAGGGUAAUCUUGGAACUUUUUUCAUUACUAAUGUGAGGAUUGUGUGGCACGCCAACAUGAAUGAGAGCUUCAACGUCAGCAUUCCCUAUCUUCAAAUUCGUUCCAUAAGGAUCAGAGAUUCUAAAUUUGGACUUGCUCUUGUUAUUGAGAGCUCACAGCAAACUGGAGGAUAUGUGCUGGGAUUCAAGAUUGAUCCAAUGGACAAGUUACAAGAUGCAGUGAAGGAAAUCAAUUCUUUACACAAAGUGUACUCAGCAAAUCCCAUUUUUGGUGUGGAAUAUGAGAUGGAAGAAAAGCCUCAGCCUCUAGAAGAGCUGACCGUAGAGCAGCCCCCUGAUGAUGUGGAGAUUGAGCCCGAUGAACACACAGAUGCCUUUACUGCUUACUUUGCUGAUGGAAAUAAGGAACACGAUCGUGAGCCAGUAUUCUCGGAAGAGCUGGGUUUGGCUAUAGAGAAACUGAAAGAUGGAUUCACACUACAGGGACUCUGGGAGGUCAUGGGUUAAAGCAAUGAACUAAUGAUACUGAGUGACCAUUAGUUAGCUGCACAGUAAACAUUUACUAACAGUUAUGUAUUUUGCAGUUAAAUUGAUAGUUUUAGGAUUUGUCCAUUAGUGAAAUGUCAGAACUUCUAUCCAAUCUGUUUUUUUAGAGUAUUUAUUUAAUAGCUGAUAAUGAGAUAUGUUUACAUUGGUGAACCUAGUGUAGGUUUAAGAAAGGUACUUUAAAUGUAUACAUAGAAUUACUGUGUAAUAUUUACACUUCUGUAAUAAACUUAUAAAAUUACACAAAAUUGUACAUUAGAAAACAAUUUUGCAUUGCAAUAAAGGUAU
Messenger RNA from Xyrauchen texanus (razorback sucker), 1484 nucleotides. RefSeq names its product Bardet-Biedl syndrome 5 protein homolog. The coding region runs from base 129 to 1157 and encodes 342 amino acids. The transcript has 12 exons. The record is from RefSeq and is a predicted model, not a curated record. Gene Ontology annotation, cellular component: BBSome; ciliary basal body. Gene Ontology annotation, molecular function: phosphatidylinositol-3-phosphate binding. NCBI's taxonomy places the organism in Eukaryota, Metazoa, Chordata, Actinopteri, Cypriniformes, Catostomidae. Gene Ontology annotation, biological process: intracellular transport; cilium assembly.